Molecule: messenger RNA, 853 nt
Organism: Striga asiatica
Lineage: Eukaryota; Viridiplantae; Streptophyta; Magnoliopsida; Lamiales; Orobanchaceae
Source: the annotation of a GenBank genome assembly
GUGAAAAUUGUAUGCAAAUCAGGAGAUGAGGCUGCCGCCAAUGCCAACAAUGUCGUUAUCAGCCGGAGAAGAAUUUCUCUGAACAUAACUGCUACCACCACAUUGCUUUUAAGUAAUUUGGCGGAUGCUUAUAAAUUAGGUGGUUGUUAUAAGGCCAACGCUGCUAUUCUGGAGGCCGAUGACGAUGAAGAAUUACUGGAGAAGGUAAAAAAAGACAGGAAAAAGAGGCUUGAGAAACAAGGUGUUAUUGGCUCGUCAACUACCGAAACAGCGUACCUGCAAGAUCUUGUUUAUAAACUCAGUGAAACAGGCCAAGCAUUAGAAACGAAUGAUCUUUCAGCAGCUUAUUCAGUGCUUGGUUCCAGCAAGGAUACUGAAUGGGUCCAAAGAGCGAACUCUGCCUUGAACAAGUUGAGCUCCAGUAAUGAAGAGAAGACAGAGGUCGAUGCCUUCAAUUCGUCACUGGUCUCAUUAAUCUCAUCAGUGUCCGGGAAUGAUAUAGAAGGCUCAAAAGUAGCGUUCGUGUCAUGCGCAAGUGCUCUUGAGAAGUGGACUGUGCUGUCAGGUUUGGUGGAACAGUUAAAAGGCCUUUGAAGAAGAGAAUUCCUCAUCCAGAUGGAUUAAUGUUUUCUCAGUGGAACAGCUUAAAGAAUGUGUACAUGAAGGCAAAGAUCUAGAGCGCGGAUGUUCUCUUUCUUGAAAAAAUAGUAUAUUAUUAAUUCAUUGAGGGAAAAAUUGGAUAAUUUAUGUGGUGACUGGUGACUUUACUUUAGUUCAUUUCCAAUACUUACUUCUUUCUAAUGUACAAUUUACUGUAUUCUAAAGUAGAAUUAAAUUAAAAUCAAAAUCCGAC